Molecule: messenger RNA, 3194 nt
Organism: Aspergillus welwitschiae
Lineage: Eukaryota; Fungi; Ascomycota; Eurotiomycetes; Eurotiales; Aspergillaceae
Product: putative cellobiose dehydrogenase
Exons: 2
Coding region: 256-3048 (930 amino acids)
Molecular function (GO): oxidoreductase activity, acting on CH-OH group of donors; flavin adenine dinucleotide binding
Source: RefSeq, a predicted model, not a curated record
CUCUCGCCGCGGCCAGCAUGGAUUCCUCUCUUCCUGUUCUCUUCCCCAUCUUCACUUCACUCUUGCUUGAGAGUUUCCAUUCUUUUUUUUUUGGCAACUUCUUUUUUGCCGCCAUUCUUUCUUUCUUGGGUUGCUGCUGGGCCAGCUUGACAUACCCAAUUCCUUGACACUCUUUUUUCAAUCUUCGUCUUCUUCCUUCGUGGCCUAUCCUUUCAAAUUUGCGCUUUUCUGCAUUUCGGGUAAAUCCAGGAAAAGAUGCGUUCUGUUCUGCUUAGUGGCGUGGCCGCCCUGAGCUACGCUUUGGGCGUCUCGGCCAAUGCCUACAACACCUCCGCCUACACCGAUUCGGCCUCUGGCAUCGACUUCCAGAGAUGGUGUGAUACCGACGACACCGGUUUCUGUUUCGGUAUCGCCCUGCCCGAGGAUGUCAGCACCGACUUCAUCGGUCAGCUGACCGUCCCCCUGUCCAGCUCCAAGGGUUGGGGUGGUGUCAGUAUGUCGGGUUCCAUGACCAACGUCCUCCUGAUUGCCGCCUGGCCCGAUGGUGAUUCGGCCGUGGGUACUCUGCGUGAGGCCACGUCCUAUGUCUCCCCGUCUGUCUACAGCGGUGAUGCUUCGAUCGAGGAGAUCCCCGACGGCACCUCCGUCAACAGCACCUACUUGACCUACACCUUCCUGUGCAAGGGCUGCAUCAUCGGUCAGCCCACCACCUUCGACGCCAACUCGACCCAGUACUACUUCGGCUGGGCUCUCAGUGCCUCCAACCCCACGACUCCCUCCUCCGCCUCCUCCAAGAUGCCCUACCACGCUGCCGGCUAUGGUGGUUUCGAGGUGCAGCUGGCCAACGCCAAGUCGUCCAAGUACUCCACCUGGGCUUCCAAGGCUGUCUCGACCCAGUCCACUGCUACUUCUGCUUCCGCCUCCUCCAGUGCCUCCGCAUCCGCCUCUCCCUCCGCCAGCGUUGCCGCCACCGUCUCAAACACGACCUACGAUUACAUUGUUGUCGGUGGUGGUGCUGCUGGUCUGGUUGCCGCUGAGCGCCUGGCCGAGACCAAGAAGAGCGUCCUGCUCAUCGAGCGUGGUGUGGCCCCGACCGUCGAGCUGGGUGCUACCGACUCCCUGUCAUGGAACUCUUCCCUCACCGCGUACGACCUGCCGGCUCUGGGCACCUACAUCCAGAGCUCCGACUACGUCAGCCAGUACCUCUGUGAUGACACUGCCGGUAUGGCUGGUUGUGUUCUCGGUGGUGGUACCGUCAUCAACGCCAUGUCUUUCAUCUACCCCCAGGAUGCUGAUUUCGACGACAAGUGGCCCACCGGCUGGAAGUGGAAGGACGUCAAGGCUGCUGCCGAGCGCCUCUACGCCCGCAACCCUGGUAGCACCCUCCCUUCGGCUGAUGGCAAGCGUUACGACCAGGGCAUGUACACCGUUCUCUCCUCUUUCCUGAAGGGUCUCGGCUGGAAGUCUGUCGACUCUCAGGAGCAGCCCAACGAGAAGCACAUGGUCUACAGCUACCCCUCCUGGGAUGUCGGCAAUGGUAUCCGUGCCGGUCCUGUCCGUUCCUACCUGCCCCUGGUCGAGGACGCUGACAACUUCCACAUGAGCCUGAACACCAAGGUCCGCCGCGUCGUCCGCCGCGGGGGUCGCAUCACUGGUGUUGAGGUCGAGACCUCCUCUGGCAGCGUCGAAAUCAUCAAUGUCCGCGCCGGUGGUAAGGUUGUUCUUGCUGCUGGUUCCAUGUCCACUCCCCGCAUCCUGUUCAACUCCGGUAUCGGUCCCUCUGAACAGAUCAAGACCGUCCAGAGCGGCAGCACUGGCAUCACCGUGCCUCCCUCCGCUGAAUGGAUCAACCUGCCCGUCGGCGAGAACCUCCGUGACCACCCCAUGUUCACGGUCACCGUCAACACCAACAGCAACUUCACCCACUUCAACACCUCCAGUGCCGUCUCCGACCCCGCUGCUCCCAUCCGCAACCUCUACGCCGAGGGCUCCGGUGUCCUGACUCAGGGUGGCCACCGUCUCCAGUUCUGGACCUCCAACGUCGGCACCGACGGCGUCACUCGCUUCUACCAGGCCUCCUGCAGUACCACCGAGGAUGGUGUCAUCACCAUGAAGCUGUACCUCACCCACGGUGCCACCUCCACCGGUGUUCUCGGCAUUGACUCGACCGGCUCCACCACCAUCGAGACUUCCCCUUACCUGAACACCGCCGCCGACAAGGAAGCCCUUACCCGCUUCCUCAACGGCCUGAUCGCCGACAUGAAGAACUCGACCGCUGGCUUCUCCAUCCAGGGUAGUGCGACCGCGUCGAGCAUCAUGGACAAGCUGACUGCCGGUGACCACUACGUUGGUACUGCCAAGAUGGGUGUCGACGAUGGCCGUGAGAGCAAUGGCACCUCCGUUGUUGACCUCAACACCAAGGUCUACGGUACUGAGAACUUGUACAUCGUCGACGGCAGUAUCCACCCCGACCUUCCCACCGGUAACUCCCAGGCCAUCAUCCAGAUCGCCGCCGAGGCCGCCGUUGCCCGCAUUAUCGCCCAGGGCACCAGCGCCACCUCUGCCUCCGCCUCUGCCUCCGUCUCCGUUGCUGCUUCCACCCAGGCCGCCUACGCCUCGACUACUUCCGAGGCCGCUGUCGCCACGGAGACCGAGGCCGCGGCCGUCACCUCCACUGAGGCUGUCACCGCCUCCGCCGUCCCCACCACCGGUACCAUCUCGUCUACCACCGGCUCUUCUUCCUCUUCUUCCUCCGCUGGUUCCUCCAGCGAGUCGGAGAGCAGCACCGGCGCUGAUGACAACGAGGGUGAUGACGAUGAUGACGAGGAGUACGACUGCGACGACGAGGAUGAUGAGGAUGACAGCAGCAGCGGAGUCGAGACCUCCGAGUCCGUGACCGCCAAGGUCGCCGUGGCUACCUCUGCCGCUGCUGACUCGGGUGCCUCUACCACCACCGUGUGGGUGACCUCGACUGCCUGGACCACUACCACUGAUAUGGUGGUGGCUACCAGCACUUCGACCGUGACUGUCUGGCCCACCUAUGCUUAGAUGGGUUGAUCGAUUCAAGGGCGUGACGGGGAAUGGAAAAAGGGCGCAAACCUUGACUGAAGUUCUAGGCCCGUUCCGUUCUCUGUUUGUGUAUCUAUCUAUCUAUUUUUUAUAUAUAGAAUUUACUUUUAUCUACUCUUUCAUAA